Messenger RNA from Sinocyclocheilus rhinocerous, 1167 nucleotides. It is a transcript of the gene pde6ga, whose product is annotated as phosphodiesterase 6G, cGMP-specific, rod, gamma, paralog a. The record is from RefSeq and is a predicted model, not a curated record. Gene Ontology annotation, cellular component: photoreceptor outer segment membrane. NCBI's taxonomy places the organism in Eukaryota, Metazoa, Chordata, Actinopteri, Cypriniformes, Cyprinidae. Gene Ontology annotation, molecular function: cGMP binding; 3',5'-cyclic-nucleotide phosphodiesterase activity. Gene Ontology annotation, biological process: positive regulation of epidermal growth factor receptor signaling pathway; visual perception; positive regulation of G protein-coupled receptor signaling pathway. The coding region runs from base 158 to 418 and encodes 86 amino acids. The transcript has 4 exons.
AUGCUCAGAACUAUAUAAGAGCUGAUGGGAGAGUGUGUGUUGACAGAGAGCCUCAUACUGACCACCUCAACACACACAGAGACACAGACAAAAGACCAGCAGAUCAUCAUCGAUUCAGCGUGCAGUACUUGCUAUUGGUUGCUAUCGUCUUGUGAAUAUGGAUGCCUCCAAGCCUAAAUCGAGCAGCAAGGUAGCCACACGGGCCACAGCGCCCGGCAGUCCCAAAAAGGGUCCGCCCAAGUUCAAACAGAGGUCAACACGACAGUUCAAGAGCAAGCCGCCCAAAAAGGGUAUCAUUGGAUUUGGUGAAGACAUUCCUGGAAUGGAGGGAUUGGGAACUGACUUUAAUGUAAUCUGUCCGUGGGAAGCGUUCAGUCACCUGGAGUUACAUGAGCUGGCCCAGUACGGCAUUAUAUGAGGUCACUUCCUGUUCCCACAUCCUACUGAACAACAUCCUGCACCUUAAUUCAUCUCUUAAAUAUUAAUAUUCAUUUAGGCUAUAGCAAUAUCCUUGGUAGAAGUUUGGUUAGUCAUUUAUGCACAACUUGUAACAGCAUUUAUAAAUCAGCAUGAACUGGAUGUUAGUUAAUCUACCUCUUCAAUUUCCUGUAGAUCUGGAUUAAUUCUGCCGCCAAUACUAAUUCCAGAUAGCAUUUUCCUUUUUUUUUUUUACUUAAUUAUCGUAUGUAUUAUAGUAUUGUCAUAUUGACAUGUAAUGGGCAUUUUAGGUGUCACUUCUUGCUUUUAUGAACUUUUACUUUGAUAUUAUCCUGCAAACAUCAUCGUAUUAACCAUAGCAUCAGUUGUGGAUCUUUUUUUGCAAUGGAUGUUUAUGGUUUAAUUUUGUCAAGUUGCAAAAGUUUAAAAUGAGUUUGGGUUCUGUGGGGUCUCAGUGUCUGCCCAUAGUGCGAGUACUGGGAGCAGCUCUCUGUGAGAGACCGGCCCAGUUUAUUGGCCUUAUGAUGCUAGAGAACCAGAUGAUAUGAGUCUGACUCAUUCCUGGCAGCACAGAAAUUUUGGAGGGGGUUUGGAAAUAAAAAAAAUUCUGAUAAUUUUCAUACUUUUCGACUGUCUGUCUGAAUGCUUCAUCAACCUCUGGUCAAAUACAAACUGAAACAUUAUGCAGUUUGUAAACUUUAAAGAUGUGGUUUUCAUACAUGUUUUUGA